AUGGCGCCACCAUGCGCGGGCUGUCUUCAACAAAUAACAAAUAGACGAUAUUUGAUGUGCAAUUUAUGCCACAAUAAAUACGACCUAAAGUGUGCAAACAUAACAACGCCCAACUUUCUGCGGCUAACAGUAGAAGACAAAACAGCUUGGAAUUGUCAACUCUGCCGCUGUAAAAAACCAAAAGGAGAUAACACAAACACUCCUAUUCGUCCAGUAGAAUCAAAUCUAACCAAAAGGAAUACCUCACCUGGAAAUAAAAAAACCGAUGGAAAUGCUUCCUUGUAUCAGAUACUUGCUCUGGAAGACACCAAUAACGACUGCACCCACAUCGACGACGAAAUAAGCGUAAUAGGCGAUACAUUCCAACCACAGAGUCCUAACAUACCACAUUCGCAAAUUGAUACUAUGCUCAAUAAGUUGGAGACAUUAAUAGAUCAGAAAUUCGAACAUAACAAGCUAUGCGUAAUUACCGAGAUUAAACAAUUAAUUGCAGCUGAAAUCUGUAAGGCUCUCAACGGAAUAAAAAUAGAAUUCUCAACAAACUUCCGAGAAAUUACUCAAGGCGUUAAUAACAAUAAAGUUGAAAUAAAUAACUUGACUAAACAGAUAGAAAAUCUAGAAACCAUAUGUUUCUAUACGAAAUACAAAACCUAAAACUAACAGAAACUACCUUAAACAUAACUGAAACUACCAACUAAAAUACCAAAUUAAUAACGAAAACUCAAAGAAAAUUGUACUCUAUGGAUUCCCCGAAAACUACAAUGAAACUGAUUGCGAACUCCAAAGCAGGAUAAUUGAGUUGUUCUACGAAAUCCUUGAAUUAGACCUUACGGGUUACAUCGAAGAAACAUACAGAAUAGGAAGAAGUAAUAUAAAAAACCGUCCCUUAGUCAUCGAACUUCUGAGCAAAAGAACAGCAAAAUACAUAAUUGAAAAUGGGCAUUACUUUCAAGGAACAAGAAUUUACGUUUCUGAAUUCUUAAAUGAUUACGCCCGUAAUGAAAGAAAAAUACUACGUGACGAAAUGCUAAAAGCACGUAAAAACGGUCUGCACGCAACAAUAAGAAACAACCAAUUGUUCAUAGAAGGAAAAAGAAUAUUGGUUAACAAGGAAAUAACAAAUACCCAAAACAAUGCUGAAAGUAACGACGAAACAAUAAACAACUGCGUAUCUUCUCCCACUACAAAAAACAAUACGUAUGCAACUAACAGAGGAGAUACAAAUCGUAAAAAUUAUAAUUUUCGAAACCACGGACCAAGAAUUUAA
Messenger RNA from Spodoptera littoralis (African cotton leafworm), 1267 nucleotides. The record is from the annotation of a GenBank genome assembly. Lineage: Eukaryota; Metazoa; Arthropoda; Insecta; Lepidoptera; Noctuidae.